Messenger RNA from Caenorhabditis elegans, 1993 nucleotides. It is a transcript of the gene T20B3.1, whose product is annotated as Choline/carnitine acyltransferase domain-containing protein. Lineage: Eukaryota; Metazoa; Nematoda; Chromadorea; Rhabditida; Rhabditidae. Bases 17 to 1849 code for a protein of 610 amino acids. The transcript has 14 exons. Gene Ontology annotation, molecular function: acyltransferase activity. The record is from RefSeq and is marked reviewed.
UUUCAGAUCGUAUCAAAUGUCGACAUUUUCGCGUCAAGACCAACUUCCGAGUCUUCCGGUUCCAUCUUUAGUGGAGACUUUAGAGAAGUACAUUGAUUCAGCUUCGGCAAUUCUGACUCCUGCCGAGAAGGCGCGUGUCGAGAAAGAAGCUCAUGAAUUCCAGCACUCGGAGCUCGGAGCUCAGCUGCAGUCGGCUUUAGAGAAUCGAGCAAAGAAUCAUAAGAAUUGGCUUGAGGACUGGUGGUACAACGCCUACACCGAGAUCCGUGAGCCCCUGGCUCCAUAUGUCUCAUUUGGAGCAAUGAACACUGCGUACAACUGUGUGGAUGGAGGACAAGUGAGCCGUGCCGCUGAUGUCCUUCAUCAUUGGCUUAGUGUAUGGGAUAAAGUUCGACACGGAAAAUGGCCAGUGACGUCAUCACGCGGAGUGACGUGGGAUAUGCAGCAAUUCCAUCACUUAUUCUCGUCGAAUCGUACACCACAGAGGACAAGAGACACUAUGGAUCGGUAUUUUAAGACAAAAGAGGAAGGAGAUACACCAACUCAUGUAAUUAUUUGUUGUGACGGGUGUUUUUGGAAGUUAAACAUUUUAAAUGAGGACGAUGACACCAUCAAGAGCCCAGAUGAGAUUUAUAACAUGCUGAAAUUCGUAAGAGACAACUCAUCGGACGAGUCUUCGUGCUGUGUCAGCAAGCUUACAACUACGAAUCGAGACGUUUGGAGCUUGAACCGCGACGAGCUGCUCCGUGUGAGCUCAGCGAAUAUAGAAUAUGUAAGAGCAGUUGAAACGAGCAUUUUGUUUCUGUCAAUGGUACCAAAAAAGGGUGGAGAUGAUCAGCAGAAGCUCAUGUCAAAUGCUCUUCAAGACGAGAGUUGGUUUGUCUGGCAGGAUAAAUCAGUGAAUAUUACUAUUUAUGAAGACGCACAAGUGAUGGUUCAAGGAGAUCACUCCAACAUUGAUGCUAUAGUUCUCCUUCAAGUUGGUGACUACGUGGCUUCUCGUGUUCGAAAGCAGCUUUGGCACCCUGCCAAAACAGGAUCCGACCUGCACUUUGAAUUUCCGGAACGCCUAAUCUUCGAGUUCAAUGAGCCGCUCAGACACGCAAUUUCGUUUGCAGAUGUGGAGUUUUACAAGAGUAAGCAACUGUACCGAGCGCGCGGCGUCCAUCACCAUGGGUACGGUAACGAGCUGUGCCGGACUGCCAAAGUCUACACGGAUACUGUAGUUCAGUUGGCUCUUCAGUUGGCGUUUUUGAAGACUCACGGAAGCUUUGCUCCGAUCUACGAGACCGCAUCAACCCGUAAAUUCUUCCACGGCAGAACUGAAACCGUGCGUGGGUGUACGUCGCAGUUUGUCAGAUUUGCGAAGGCGCUCCUGGGAGAUCAAACGGUAGCGAACGAGAAAGAGGAUCUCAAGAAGCUCUUCGACUCAGCCAUCAAUGCUCAUAACCAGCUCAUGGCCGACUGUAUGGAUGGAAGAGGUUUUGACCGACAUCUCAUGGGUUUGAAGUUAACACUGUCCAUCAUGAACAAAGGAUGUGGCCCAAAGCGUCAAGCACCCGAAUUUUUGCGAGAUGACACGUGGAAGAGGACGGGGGGAGACGGGAAUUUCCUGCUUUCCACGAGCUUCAUCGGCUACAUGGACGGGAAUCAACCGGGAACUUUCGGCUACGUGGCUGCAAUGCGACCUGACGGCUACGGUUGCUUCUAUAGAAUCGGCAAAUCUAGAAUCUCCGUUGCCGUCUCCGAUUGGGUCUCGUCACGAUCGAAUAUCGACGCAUUUUGUGCAAAUAUUUUAUGGGCUCUAGACGCGUUGGCUCCAUUCCUAACGCCUGCUCAGAAACUCUAAAUCUGCUGUAUUUUCAUGUUCAAAAAUUAAAUUUGUAAAUUAAUAAAAACCAGAAAAACACAUCAACUCUCAUUUAUUGUUUCCCAAACUCAAAAAAGCAAAAAUCAACUUUAAAUAAAUCAAUAAAUGAUGUAUUGAUCGAAA